Cucurbita maxima (winter squash) is the source of this 1275-nucleotide messenger RNA. Its product is annotated as phosphoglycolate phosphatase 2-like. The transcript has 12 exons. Gene Ontology annotation, molecular function: phosphatase activity. The record is from RefSeq and is a predicted model, not a curated record. Bases 255 to 1175 code for a protein of 306 amino acids. NCBI's taxonomy places the organism in Eukaryota, Viridiplantae, Streptophyta, Magnoliopsida, Cucurbitales, Cucurbitaceae.
UUGUGUCGCCUAAUUUCUCCAUGCGCGAGCGGGACUGCCGCUGCAGUGCAUUUCCGGCGGCGCCGUUCACUUCCGAUCCGAGCAGUAGCUUCGUGCAGAAUGAAUCCUUUUCAUCGUCUUUCUUACAAUUUCAUCAUUGAUUUGAUUGCCCAAAAUCAUGGAAGCUUGCCCAAUUCGAAUGGUAUUCAGAUUAGGAUUAACAAUUUCUCUUAUUCUUUCGUCCGCUGUCCGGUGCCUAUUAUCCGGCGGGAAGUAUGAGCUCAGUCAAACGAACCUCCGAAGCCCAGUUGCUUUCCUCCGGCAAUGUCCACGAUCUGAUCGAUUCUGUCGAGGCCUUUCUCUUCGACUGUGACGGUGUUAUAUGGAAGGCCAAUAAGCUGAUUGAUGGCGUCGCUGAAACGCUUGAAAUGCUUCGGUCUAAGGGGAAGAAAUUGGUUUUUGUCACCAACAAUUCGUCGAAAUCAAGGAGGCAGUAUGUAAAGAAGUUCCAAUCUCUUGGAAUCUCUGUUUCAGAGGAUGAAAUACUUUCUUCCUCUUUUGCAGCUGCCAUGUUCUUGAAAGUCAAUAAUUUCUCUCCUGAAAAGAAGGUUUAUGUGAUAGGCGAAGAAGGUAUCGUAGAAGAGCUUCAGCUAGCAGGAUUCACAGGUCUUGGUGGUCCAGAAGAUGCCAAAAAGACUGCAGAUGUUUAUCUAGACUGCCCAAUUCAGCAGGACAAGAGUGUUGGAGCAGUUGUGGUUGGAUUAGAUCGGUGUAUUAAUUAUUUCAAGCUUCAGUACGCUACGCUUUGCAUUCGUGAGAACGCGGGAUGCCUGUUCAUUGCUACUAAUCGUGAUGCAGUGGGGCAUUUUACUGAAUCACAAGCAACCCCUGGUGCUGGUUGCAUGGUCGCUGCAGUUUGUGGAUCAUGCGAAAGGGAGCCCGUUGUGGUUGGUAAACCAUCAACAUUCAUGAUGGACUGUUUAUUGAAAAAAUUUGAGUUUGGUUGCUCUAGAAUGUGCAUGGUGGGUGAUAGACUGGACACAGACAUUCUAUUUGGCAAGAGCACAGGCUGCAAAACGCUUCUUGUUUUUUCAGGGGUGACUACUCAAUCCAGUCUUCAAGACCCUUCCAAUGAUAUUCAACCAGAUUACUACACAGCCAAGGUGUCUGACUUGUUGGGAUUAUUGGGGCCAUGACCAUAUUUUUGCUGGUUGAGUGAAUAGUUUUUGGUCUAUUAAUAUUUUUUUAAUUGUAUUCAACAUUCUUUCACUAAAUCCUAGAUAUGAAAAUUCUAUA